AUGACUACAGAGGGCUUUGGCGUAAUUGUAUCUGUCGACGACACUUCAUAUAAGGUUAGAUAUCCAUCAUUCCUUUUUGAAAUUUCCAGUUUCCUAAGAACUUCAAAUUAAAAAUUCAAGGUAUGGCGCGUGAACAAAGAGCUCGAAAGCUUUCCGAAAGCUACAGGAAAAGAAGAAAUAGGAAAACUUCUCUGUGUCAGUGAAUGUAAUUCGGAGGUAAGUUUUUAGUUUUCUUAUCAUGGAUUUUAUUUAAAAAGCAGAUCCAUAAAAUUUAGACCUUUAAAGGUUUUUCCAUUCAAUGUCCAUAACGAUUCACCAAUUUUAACGGAAAGAUGCCUUCUCCAGAAUAUUAUUCCCAAUGAUCGUGUUCGUAGUUUUUUUUUCCAGAUAAAAGUGCGUGACGCCAAUGAAAAAACUCUUAUUACGACCGUUGAAAGCGGUGUCCUCAAAGUGAGUUUGUGUGAUUUUGAUCACAUGCUUCCUAUCUUUUUGAAGAUAUCCUGCCAUGUCCAUUUUCCUCCGCCUGGCUUUCUUGAAAAAAACGUGAAUUGGCGUGGAGUCGCUUGGUCUCCGCAGCUCGGGGUAAGGCUCAAUGUUUUUGUCGAAAUGUUGACUCGUUUUCCCCAGAAAAUUGAGUACGACGAGGUUUUAACGAAAUUCUACAACAAAAAUCAUCCAAUGAAGGUUUUUUCGAAGUUUUUAUUUUACAUAUGUUUUCAAUCAGUUAACAGUUUGAUACCAUUUUCCAGGCCAAAGUUCGAUACGACUCGAAAAGUUGUUUUGGUUUUGUCAUCGAAGAGCUCUUCACAUCUCCAGAUUUUUGGUUGUUUUUUUCGUUCGCGGUUUGAUGUCUCUAAUAUAUAUGUGAUUUUAUAUGAAAGUUCCAGCCGUGGUUGAAAGAAUCUUCUGAAUUUAAGCCUCUCGACGAGUUAAAUAAAGAAUUGCUCCCCAAUUCUCAUGUUAGUACAACUGAUAUUUUUUUUUAGCGAAACACACUUUUCAGCUUCAUCGCCGAACUCAGAAGUCACCAAAACCACGUCGUUCUGAGUGCUUCGAAGGUUAUUUCGUUGCUUGGUGCGGCAAGCAGUUUCAGAAUGGUUAGUCUCCGAACGUGCCACUAAAUUAUAUAUUCCCUCCAUAGGUCAUGUCAAUGAGCCGGUGUUGUGGAAUUCUAAAAUCGGCUUCUUGUUUUUAUACAAACAUUGUCGAAAAGAUUUGGUUGUUAAGUUCAAGGUUAAAUAUUUUUUUGCUUUGAAUAAUUUCGGAUUUACAGCUCGGCGACAGGUUGUCUUUCCGAGUCGCUCAAAGAUUUAUCAAUAAUAAAAAAGAAGAAACAGUUUCCGAGGAUUCAAAAUCUACAUGGGUUCGUUGUCUUUCAAUCAUCUUUUCAGUGCAGAAAAAAACAAAUUUAAAUCUUUUGAGUAAAUUUUGUGCUAUUUUGGCGGGAUUUGUGUUUUUGAUGCGCACUUAUCUUCAGUGUCAUCGCCUGUAGAAGAAAAAUCGGGCUUUUUAUAUAAGAAAUUAUACUUUUUAUAAAUUGAGAAAGAUGGUUUUUCAGAGCCAAAGAAAAAAAAAAUGCUUACCUGACUUCUUUUUUUUUGAAUAAUAUAGCGAAGGCUGUUGUUUUUUUCCUCUGUUUAAAAAUAGACCGCAUGUUUCAGUUUGCUGAUUUUGUCAAACCUGUUGAAUCGACGCAUUUCACCCCAGUUCGAACCCACCGUUCAAGUUUGGGUUCCUUGAUUGUAAGUUUUUGAAGAUGAAAAAAUUCCUAUCAUAUUUAUUUAGCUUGAAGCGAAAAUUACAGUAGAUGAACAUUUUAUUGCUGUUCUGAAUGGACCUGAGGAAGCAGGAAAAAUCGAUCACCCUUAUUUUAAAAAGGUAUUGAGUGAUGGUAGAAAAGAAUUUUGGGUCCCCGAAUAUUCGUGCGCGUUAGUUGUGCAUGCACCAAUCUUGGGGGCUCGAAUCUUUGCAAAUUUUAAUCUUUGCAAACAACUCUUGGAACCAAAAAAGAAAUCACCUCUUUUUUGAAUUUCCAUCUUUUUUUUCCUUCAUUUUUUUUCUUUGUCGUUUUAUUUUGAGGAUUUCGUGUUUCGACCACAAAUGAACACUGUGGGAUUUUUUUCAACUAACUUUUCAUCAAAUAAUGCGUCUUUCUCGCAUACACGUAGUCAAAGAUUCGCUGCAGAAUGCCUACCACUCUUUCAUUCACUCUGUAUACAUUCUCCAUCAACUUCUGUUUACGAGAAAUUGGAAAAAUUAUAAAAAAAAAUCAGAAAAGAGGUGAAUGUUCCCAAGAAUUGUUCAAAUUUGCAAAGAUUCGAGCCCCCAAGAUUGGUGUAUGCACAAUUAAUGCUCACGAACACUCGUGGUCCCAAAAUUCCUUCCUACCAUCUAUUGAGUGAGAGCUGAAAUUUUUUUAUCUUCUCAGAUCCAUUUCAUUACAAGUAUUGUUCGAAAACACUUGCAAAAGGUCAGUUCCUUGUUGCAGUUCCUGUUAUUUUUUCAUAUCAGGCAAAUUUUUUGCUGUCUCCUGGAUGUGUGAUCGAGUGCUUGAUUGAGCCAAUUAUCAACGCGAAAGAUAUCAUCAAGAGUUUUUGGAAAAUUCAUCAGAUCACGGGUGUACGUUUUCUAUGAAAGUUUCUCAAGAGAAUGACUUAAUUGCAGCUUGUUCCCGCAAAAGGAACGCAUCUGGUGGAUAGCUUGAUUUAA
This is a messenger RNA of Caenorhabditis auriculariae, 2709 nucleotides long. Lineage: Eukaryota; Metazoa; Nematoda; Chromadorea; Rhabditida; Rhabditidae. The record is from the annotation of a GenBank genome assembly.